AUGAAGUGGGCAAAGGGUUGCAGCAUCUUGCUCGCCUCCCUGAGCUUGCUACUGCUCUCCGCUCAUUUGGUCAUCGUCGAGGCUAAGCAGACCGCCUUCUCCGCUCCUGCAGAUUUGAGCGGCGUUCGCUCACAGAAGCACUCGGAACCACCAUGUUAUCCGUUCUGUUCAGCACACAACCAGGAUAGCAGUCACAUCGUAUCACAUGUCGAAUCGACCCGUUACGCAGACCGUUCAGGGACGCUUCAGUGGGUCGACCCACGCAUCGGCACAAAUGGUCCGGAUCCAUCCGAAUACGGCGGCAUGGUGCCUUCGGUAGCGCUCCCCUUUGCUGGCGUCCGCACUGUGCCCAUGACACGGGAGAAUUUGGUCUCUGGCUGCGCAUAUCACGACAACGACACCGUCAAUAUCGGCUUCCUUGCCAGUCGCCAGCCUGCGAUCUGGAUGGGCGACUACGGCUUUGCUACCGUCUUUGGCGGACAAGGCGAGGUCAAACUUGGCAAGCAUGAGCGCGGUCACUCCUACAGUCAGGCGGACGAGUUCGUGGCGCCAUUCAAGUACGCCGUCAGGAUGGGCAACUCUUCGGAAGGACGGAUGUUUGCGGAGCUGGUAGGGAAGAGUCGGGCUGCCAUGGUGCAGUAUACGUUCGAGAAACCAGGUAGGGAAAACUCGGUCAUGGAACGACUCGUUCAACACAUCGCAGCAAGUAAUGCUACGCAGUGGGGACCUUACAUCGCCGUGCAGGCUUCGCGGGAGCAUUGGCGAGGUGCGGUCCGCAUCGACGUCGAGAAGGGCGAAAUAUCGGGCUACAACACGGAACGCAUGGACUAUCGGCUCGGCCCACAUGAAGCACCAGGGUUUCGCGGCUACUUUGUCUACCGUUUUGAGUAUCAACGCACGGACUCGUCGCAUGAAGAGUGGAUCAAAGGCUUCUCAAGCGACAGUGUUGGAACGGCGCACACGAACGCCACGGGCAUAUCGAUGCAUCCCGGCGAGCGAUCAAGGUGGAAUGAGCUCGGAGUGUACGGCUUCGUCCGCUUUCCCAUCGAUACGACACGUGUCAGGGUGCGGAUGGGCCUCAGUCUGAUCUCGGAGCAACAAGCACGCUACAACCUCGACGUCGAGAUGCCGAACGGUACAAACGUCGAGGACGUGGUCACAGAGCUCAUCGAUGCGUGGAAGAGCAAGACGGAUCGGAUCCAAGUGCAAGGCGGCACUGAAGAGCAGAAGCGUAUCUUGUACACUGGCAUCUAUCAUGCGUCUCAGUAUCCAGCGGAGCAUGCAGAGCCAAUUCCGCAUAGCGACGGUGAUCUUCAAGACACCGUUCCUCGACACGGCGUCGAGGACAAUCACGAGUAUCACUACUACUCUGGCUACACCGAUAGCGUCCACAAGGUCAAAAAGGGCCAACGGUACCAAUCUUGGUCGAUCUGGGACAUCUAUCGAGCGCAAUGGAAUCUGUUGAUCCUGUUCGAACCGCAACGCGUGGUCGACAUGGUGCUUUCGCUUCUCGACAUCUACCACGAAUCUGGAUUCUUGCCCAUGUGGUCGACAUUGGCGGAGACCAACAUCAUGAUCUCGACGCAUGCUGACUCGCUUAUCGCCGAAGCCGUGGUAAAAGGUGUCUCCGGAUUUGAUGUCGAAAAGGCUUGGGAGGCGGUCCGCAAAGACGGUACGGUGCCUCCCGAGCGAGAAGAGGAGCUGCGCUAUGAGGAUCGCGAGGAGUAUACUCCGCUCGAGGUGCGCGCUGGACUGACGUCUUACAAUCAGUCGGGCUACGUGCCGCUCGAUGGAUGGUCCGAGUCUACGAGUCGAACACUCGACUAUGCGUACGACGACCAUGCGAUUGCAGUGCUAGCUGACGUGCUUGGCAAGAAAGCAGAUGCAGACUUUUUCCACGCCCGCAGCAAGAACUAUCGCCACGUGUUUGACCAAGACCAGGGACUCAUGGCAGCUCGGCUGAAGAACGGUACCUUCCUCGUUCAACUUCUACCCGAUCCAAGGGGACGCCAAGAAGGUUUUACAGAGGGCAACAGCUUCGACUAUUCUUUCGACGUCGUCCAGGAUGUACCCGGCCUCGCAGAGCUCAUGGGAGGCAGGACCAAGUUGGCAAACUUGCUGGACCGCCACUUUGCAGAGGGACACAACGACCAAUCCAACGAGCCGUCGCAUCACAUUCCGUAUCUCUACUCUCUUAUUGGCGAAGCGUCCAAGACGCAGCGUCUGGUCAGAAACAUCUCACACGAAGCGUAUAGCGAUCAGCCAGACGGUUACGCGGGCAACGAGGAUUGCGGCCAGCAGAGCGCGUGGUACAUCUUCAGCGCUAUGGGCAUCUACCCUGUUGACCCUGUGUCAGGAGAAUACGUCGUUUCAUCGCCGUUCUUUGAGCGCAUGGAUAUCACGAUACCUGCGCGAGCUGAGGAGGAAAAGGGGGUUCAUCUGCGAAUCGAAGCGCCUGGGUCGGAUGACGAGCAUGUCUAUGUGGCCAACGUGACUGUCAACGGGCGGUCGAUUGCACAGCCCAAACUCAAAUGGUCGGACGUACUUGCCGGUGGGACGUGGAAAUUCGGUCUCGCGGACACUCCACAGGCAUGGGGAAACGAUCAAUCGCUACCACCACUGCAAGCAUAA
This is a messenger RNA of Pseudozyma hubeiensis SY62, 2631 nucleotides long. Its product is annotated as glycosyl hydrolase. Gene Ontology annotation, biological process: glycoprotein catabolic process; protein deglycosylation; carbohydrate metabolic process. The transcript has a single exon. Gene Ontology annotation, molecular function: carbohydrate binding; peptide-N4-(N-acetyl-beta-glucosaminyl)asparagine amidase activity. The record is from RefSeq and is a predicted model, not a curated record. Lineage: Eukaryota; Fungi; Basidiomycota; Ustilaginomycetes; Ustilaginales; Ustilaginaceae. The coding region runs from base 1 to 2631 and encodes 876 amino acids. Gene Ontology annotation, cellular component: nucleus; cytosol.